This is a messenger RNA of Vitis vinifera (wine grape), 2548 nucleotides long. Its product is annotated as probable 1-deoxy-D-xylulose-5-phosphate synthase 2, chloroplastic. Gene Ontology annotation, molecular function: 1-deoxy-D-xylulose-5-phosphate synthase activity. Lineage: Eukaryota; Viridiplantae; Streptophyta; Magnoliopsida; Vitales; Vitaceae. The record is from RefSeq and is a predicted model, not a curated record. The transcript has 10 exons. Bases 70 to 2226 code for a protein of 718 amino acids. Gene Ontology annotation, biological process: terpenoid biosynthetic process.
UCCUGAUUAUAAAUUGUACUCAUCGCCACUCUCCAAACCUUCACACCCUUCUUCUCUUUUCUCUCAGCUAUGGCGGUUUCCGCGUGUGUGGUUAGAACAAACCCAUCCAUCUCUCCAUGUCUGAAAGCUCCAAGGCCAAGCCUCAGUGGCAGAAAACAGUCCUGCUUGAGAGCUUGUGCCGCAAAUACUUCAGAUGGUGAGGAAGGGAACAAGAUGACCAGAAAAGAAAAGGACGGAGGGUGGAAGAUAGAAUUCACCGGAGAAAAACCUCCCACACCACUACUAGACACAAUCAAUUAUCCAGUCCACAUGAAAAACCUCUCCACCCAGGAUCUUGAACAACUAGCAGCAGAGCUUAGAGCAGAUAUCGUACAGAGUGUAUCAAAAACAGGUGGGCAUCUAAGCUCAAGCCUAGGAGUAGUGGAACUGACAGUGGCUCUUCAUCAUGUAUUCAACACCCCCGAAGACAAGAUCAUAUGGGAUGUUGGCCACCAGGCCUACCCGCACAAAAUUUUGACAGGAAGGAGGUCUAGGAUGCACACUAUCAGGAAAACCUCAGGUUUAGCAGGAUUUCCCAAAAGGGAAGAGAGCGUCCAUGAUGCUUUCGGUGUGGGACAUAGUUCUACCAGCAUCUCCGCUGGUCUUGGUAUGGCAGUAGGAAGGGAUCUUCUAGGGAAGACCAACAGUGUUGUUGCAGUGAUUGGGGAUGGAGCCAUGACUGCAGGGCAAGCAUAUGAGGCAAUGAACAAUGCAGGGUACCUUGAUACUAACAUGAUUAUCAUAUUAAAUGACAAUAAGCAAGUCUCUUUGCCCACGGCUACUCUUGACGGUCCUGCAAUUCCUGUUGGGGCCCUUAGUAGAACUUUAACCAAGCUCCAAUCAAGCACCAAGUUCCGCAAACUUCGUGAAGCUGCAAAAAGCAUCACGAAGCAGCUUGGAGGGCAAACAUUCGAAGUUGCAGCCAAGGUAGAUGAGUAUGCGAGGGGUCUGCUCAGCGCUAGCGGAUCUACUCUGUUUGAGGAGCUAGGGUUGUAUUACAUUGGUCCAGUGGAUGGUCACAAUGUUGACGAUCUAGUAGGCAUUUUUCAGAAAGUAAAAGCAAUGCCUGCACCAGGUCCAGUUCUGAUCCACAUUGUAACAGAGAAAGGGAAGGGUUAUCCUCCAGCCGAAGCAGCAGCUGAUAGAAUGCAUGGGGUUGUCAAGUUCGACCCCAAGUCAGGCCAGCAAUUUAAAUCCAAAUCCCCAACACUUCCAUAUACUCGGUACUUUGCUGAAUCUCUGAUUGGAGAAGCCAAGGUAGAUGACAAAAUUGUAGCCAUCCAUGCUGCAAUGGGUGGUGGGACUGGCCUCAAUUAUUUCCAGAAAAGGUUUCCUGAUCGUUGCUUUGAUGUGGGGAUUGCUGAGCAACAUGCUGUCACAUUUGCAGCUGGUUUAGCCACAGAGGGUCUCAAGCCAUUCUGUGCCAUCUACUCAUCCUUCCUGCAGCGAGGAUAUGAUCAGGUGAUACAUGAUGUAGAUCUUCAAAAGCUACCAGUCCGAUUUGCUAUGGAUCGAGCUGGUCUGGUUGGUGCAGAUGGCCCUACUCAUUGUGGAGCAUUUGAUAUCACCUAUAUGGCUUGCUUGCCCAACAUGGUGGUCAUGGCUCCAUCUGAUGAAGCAGAGCUUAUGCACAUGGUUGCCACAGCAGCAGCCAUUGAUGACAGGCCUAGCUGCUUCAGGUUCCCGAGGGGAAAUGGAAUUGGAGCUGUUCUUCCACCUGAUAACAAAGGAACCCCACUUGAGAUUGGAAAGGGAAGAAUACUGGCAGAAGGCCAUAGGGUUGCUCUUCUGGGAUAUGGUUCUAUAGUUCAGCAAUGUGUUGAAGCUGCAAGCAUUCUUAGGUCCCAGAAUAUUUUUGUGACAGUAGUGGAUGCGAGGUUUUGCAAACCUUUGGAUGGAGAUCUCAUCAGGAGAUUGGCCAAAGAGCAUGAAAUCCUGAUCACUGUGGAGGAGGGUUCAAUUGGAGGUUUUGGAUCCCAUGUGUCUCACUUCCUGUGCUUAAAUGGUAUAAUGGAUGGACCCCUAAAGUUGAGAGCAAUGGUACUUCCUGAUAGAUACAUUGACCAUGGAUCACCUGAAGAUCAGAUUCAAGAAGCAGGGCUCUCUUCCAAGCAUAUCUCAGCAACAGUGCUAUCUCUCUUGGGAAGGCAAAAAGAAGCUCUCACCCUCAACCGAAUGCAUAUAUGAAAAGCAAGACUCCAUUCUACAAGUUUUGAAAUCCAUUCACUUCCUCAAAAGGUUUUGUUCUAGUUUUUCAGGAUGAGAAAAAAUACCAAGAUUCCGAUCCAAAAGCUCAUGCUUGGGAUUCCAAAAUACCAGGAUCUAGAACUCCUUGAAGAAUUUAUCCCAGCAUCUAAUCAACACACAACAUUGAUUAGGAAUUCUGGAGGUCAAGCCAUAAUCUGUGUUUGUGCAUAUUAUCUAUAUCCCAAUGUAAUGGAUACCAUAUCAGACAUGAAAUUUGGUAAAGUAUCAAAAGAAACAAGAGAAAAAGUUUUCGUGAAGGAAA